This is a messenger RNA of Suillus paluster, 1628 nucleotides long. RefSeq lists its product as uncharacterized. The annotation marks the transcript as partial. NCBI's taxonomy places the organism in Eukaryota, Fungi, Basidiomycota, Agaricomycetes, Boletales, Suillaceae. The transcript has a single exon. The record is from RefSeq and is a predicted model, not a curated record.
CUCAUACCGGCUCAGUACGCUCAAGAUCGACGUUCCAUCCUCAAUCUCGCACUCACCUGCCGUACAUUUCGCGAUCCAGCCCUCAAAGUUCUUUAUGCUCACCUGGCGAACAUAUGGCCUCUUAUUAUGUGUCUGCCACCAGUUCAGUCAGCGAGCCCGGUGCAUGAUGUGCCAACCCAACAGUUCCACCCAUUAAUAGUCCUCCGCGCUGCACGCGUCCGCGUCCUCCACAAUAUUCCCGGUCGCAAAAACACUGCCCCGAGCGACGCUGCAUUCGCAUUCCUCGUUGCAAACACACCCAGAGACGCACCACUCUUUCCCAAGCUGCACUCGCUCACAUGGUUUGACUCACGACUCACCUCCAUCCCAGCCCUCUGCCUCUUCCUACCUGCCGUCGAGACCCUCUCCUUCAUCAUCAGAGACACUCGAUUUCGCAAGGUGAUCAUCCCUGGCCUCCGUACUGCCGCCCCAUGCCUCAAAGCUCUUGGGUUGGAUGGCAUCGCGCCCGGGGACGACCUAUUGGAUAUCGAGUCAUCCCUAAUCAACUAUCCUGAGGGUCUCACAGGGCUUUCGAUCAGAUCCUGCGAUAUCUCAAACAGCUUGCUCAAUGUUAUUUCUGCUUGGCCACACCUCCGAUGGCUCACGUUCCACCUGGGCUCCAAAAGUAUCAUCACUACACCUCUCCAUGUGCACCAGCCCUUUCAGGCACUCACUCGCUUGCAUAUCGAAUGCGUGGAUCUGAUCCUUUUUACAUCUUUCCUGCGUGCUGUCCAGAUUGUCAGUACGAAUUCUGAUGUGUGUCCCUUCGCCGGAUGCCCCAACCUCCGAACGAUUCACAUCGCCGCAUGCGGAUGCAGCCCAGCCAACAUCUGGUCCGAACUCCUUAGAAUUCUCACCUACACAAAGCUGGAGCGCCUUAUUCUCAACGAGAUGAACCACGCUGAGAAGCAGUCCUGCCACACAUCCUCGUCCUUUGACAUCGGCCCCCUCCUCGCGCGCCCCACCGCUCUCGCAGACCUCAAUACCCUCAUCAUCUCCCCCGCCCAUACUACGACAAUUGCGCUUACCGACGCUGACAUCGUCGCGCUCGCUCGUGCAUGCCCGCAUCUCGAUAUACUUGGACUAGAGGCACAUAAUACGCCCGUGUCCAUGUAUGCCUUACGCACCCUCGUGGGGCGUUGCAGUGACCUGCGCGAGUUAUCCCUCUGCGUGGACGCGGAACUCGAUGCACUCGGAGCAAUUCCUCCGAACAACGACGACGAUGAAAUAGAUCUGCAACCCAACAUGCGCCUGGACAAACUGUACAUCGGGGACUCUCCCAUCUCGUACGCGGGCCCCUUGCAUCCACCGACGGCGCCAGACCUGAUGAGAUCUAUCCCACGGUUCCUCCACAUGAUUGCGCCACGGGUUGAGCGCAUCAUGAGGUUGACAGAUGGAUCGUGGUCCAAUGGUAUGUAUAGGCGAAGAUGGAAGGUGGUGUCGUCCGCUUUGUCCGUAAUGGUGAGAGAUGAAGUUAAGGAUGGUGAUUGAUUUUCUUUUGGGGGAAAUGUUUUAGAUGGAUAUUUAGGCGGAAGGAUGGCUCGGUGAUUAGAUGAUUGUCCCGCUCGUGGUGUUUUAAGCUCAAGGGC